Messenger RNA from Colossoma macropomum (tambaqui), 1813 nucleotides. RefSeq names its product lysophosphatidylcholine acyltransferase 1. Bases 124 to 1701 code for a protein of 525 amino acids. The record is from RefSeq and is a predicted model, not a curated record. Gene Ontology annotation, molecular function: calcium ion binding. NCBI's taxonomy places the organism in Eukaryota, Metazoa, Chordata, Actinopteri, Characiformes, Serrasalmidae. The transcript is spliced from 14 exons.
UGUCUCUCUCUCUCAGGCCCCCAUCGGGACUCUGUUGCCCCCCACCCCGCCCUGCUCCCACCACAUGAUCCGCUCGGACGCGGAGCACAGAGCCAGAUAAACCCGCAGAGCCCCGUGGACACGAUGAAGGUGGCCGGCAACAGACGGAGCUCGGCGGACGGAGACGGGAGGAAGGAGCUGGCUCUCCCCUUCACUAACCCUUUCGUGCACGACCUGAGGUUCACCCCGUGGCAGAAGCUCCAGAUUGGGGUGAUGACGCUCACACUCUUCCCCAUUCGGCUUUUCGUCGCUGCAUUCAUGAUGUUGUUGGCGUGGCCCUUUGCCUUCAUCGCUACCAUGGGGCGUUCCGAAGCUGCCGUGGAGCCACAGUGCUUAUGGAGGAGGGUGGUGGACAUUAUUCUGCGAACCAUCAUGCGGGUCAUGUGGUUUGCAGGCGGCUUCCACUGGAUCAGUGUGAAGGGCAGACAGGCUCUGCCUGCUGAGGCACCCAUCCUCACCCUUGGCCCCCACUCAUCCUACUUCGACGCCAUGCCAGUCACCAUGACCAUGGCCACCAUUGUCAUGAAGGCCGAGAGCAAGGACAUUCCACUGUGGGGAACCUUGAUUAAAUACAUCCGGCCCGUGUUUGUGUCAAGGUCGGACCAAGAUUCCAGGAGGAAGACGGUGGAGGAAAUCAAAAGGAGGGCUCAGUCUGGAGGAGAGUGGCCUCAGAUAAUGAUAUUUCCAGAGGGAACGUGUACCAACAGAUCCUGUCUGAUCACAUUCAAACCAGGUGCAUUCAUUCCAGCAGUGCCCAUACAGCCUGUUGUUAUUCGCUACCCUAAUAAGCUGGACACCAUCACCUGGACAUGGCAAGGCCCUGGAGCGUUUAAGAUCCUGUGGCUAACUCUCUGCCAGCUUCACAACAAGUUUGAAAUCGAGUUCCUCCCAAUCUACACACCCAGCGAAGACGAAAAGAGGAACCCCCAUCUCUUCGCUCACAAUGUGCGCCGCCUCAUGGCCAAGGCUUUGGAUGUCCCUGUGACAGAUUACUCAUUUGAGGACUGUCAGUUGGCCAUGGCAGAAGGCCAGCUCAGGCUGCCCGUGGAUACAUGUCUACUGGAGUUUGCCAGACUUGUCCGGAGAUUAGGGCAAAAGCGGGAGAACUCUGAGAAGCUCCUGAAAGAGUACGGUAAAAGGGCGCGUAAGCUGCAGGGUCAGAGGCAGAGCCUGGAGGACUUUGCUCAGUUUCUGGACCUGCCGCUCUCUGAUGUGCUCAGAGACAUGUUUGCUCUCUUUGAUGAGCAGAAGGACGGCACAAUGGACAUCCGGGAGUUUGUAAUUGCUUUCUCUGUCGUGUGCAGGCCUGCCAAAACACUGGAAACUAUCAAGUUAGCAUUCACGAUGUUUGGGGAUGAGGAUGAUGGGGCGAUCACAGAGGAAGAAUUGGCCUGUAUCCUGCGGACAGCCCUCGGAGUUGCAGAGCUCACAGUGUCCCGCCUCUUCAGCGCGAUCGAUGUGGAUGACAGCGGGAAACUUACAUUUGAGAUGUUCCAAAGCUUUGUGGAGCAGCGGCCAGACUUUGCUGAGGAGUUUCUGUAUGCAGAUAAUGCAGGCUUCUGGGGCAGUCCACCCUCCUCCAGCUCAAGCCCUGUGUCCAAUGGUUUCUGUGCUGAUUUCACCCCCAGCGAUCACCACACCGGUCAGAAGAAACUCAACUGAACAUCUCUACCCCCCAGGCCUCGGCUUGCUAACUGUCCAACCCUGGAGAAGAGAGAGAGGAAGAGCAGGGAAGGGUGGUGGAGGCCAUUGGACUGCCAGUGUCCGAAAAUGC